AUGCCCAGCCAAUCCCGCAGUCGGGACCGGUAUGGUCGCGACCGCGAUCGAGAUCGAUCCCGCGUUCAAUCGCGCAGACGAUACCACGAGUCCGAAGACGAUGAUGACGAUUUCGACGACAACCCGCGCGACCGGCGUUACAGACGGGAUGGCUAUAGCCGGGCACCGGCCGAUUCACGAGCUUACGAUUCUUACGACGAUUACGAAAUAGUUGAUGUGGCGGAGGAACCACGGAGAGACCGGUCGGAUACGGAGCGACGACGGGAACGAUCGAGGGCCUCGCCGGCUACGUCUCCUCGCAAACGAGAACGUACACGGGACCGGGACGGUGGCCACAGGCGAAAACGUACGGACGAUAACGAUCCCGCGCCGCAAACACAUCGGGAUCGGGGGUCACGGACAAGACGGGAUCGCGCUUUGGACGACGAGGAAUUAGAAGACGCUGCACGAAGACACCGCCGGCGAGAACGAGAGCGCGAGCGAGAGAGGCGUGGCGGAACCUCUAAACACAAGAGCACGGACUCGUCGAACAGUUCUGCUGGGUUGCUGAAUGCCGACGCCUUGGCCAAACUCAGGGCACAGCAUGAAGAGCUAGACCGUCAGGAGCAACGUCGAGCUGACAAGGAAGCCAAAGCAGAAAAGAAAAGAAGGCGGAAGCGCGCAGCGGUUGAAGGGCAGACGCGCACUCUCGCACCGUUCCCGGAUGAGGUCCCUCGGGGUCAAUCUAAAGGGCGUAUUGUGUCCGGAGCGUACCUUGAAGAAGGCAGGGCUCCGGAUAUGGAAGUCAGAUUGCGCGGGGGUGCGCGAGGACCGCCAAGAGACAGACAUUGGGAAAAGGAAAAUGAUGCAUCAGCUGCAAAAGUACCGUUUUGGAAGCGAAGAAAAUGGUGGUGGAUUGGAGCUAUUGUCCUUGUUAUCGUGAUCAUAAUCAUUGUCGUCGCGGUUGUUGUAUCAAACAAUAAAAAUGGAGGCUCUGAUUCGGACUCCGGCUCUAGCUCAGCUGAUUCAUCAGACUGGGGUGGUGACAAAUCAGCCCUAGAUGGACUUGAUCACGACAGUAUUCCAGAAUCCGCACGAGGCACCGUCCUGGACCCAUGGACAUGGUACGAAACUACAGACUUCAACGUGACCUACACGGACGAGACUGUCGGCGGUCUUUCUAUCAUGGGUUUGAACUCCACCUGGGACGAUUCUGUCGCGCCAAACGAAAACGUACCGGCACUCAACAAGCCAUUCCCUUACGGAUCGCAACCAAUCCGCGGUGUUAAUAUUGGAGGAUUGCUCUCCCUCGAACCGUUCAUUAAGCCCUCGUUGUUCGAAGGAUACUCGUCGGAUGUGGUCGACGAGUACACAUUGACCACAACGUUGGGCGAUAAAGCCGCUCACGUUCUAGAAGAACACUACGCAACAUUCAUCACCGAGCAAGACUUUGCCGAUAUGGCUGAAGCUGGAAUAGACCAUGUCCGAAUCCCGUUUUCCUACUGGGCAGUGAACCCUAGGGAUGAUGAGCCGUACGUGGCCAGAAUCUCCUGGCGAUAUCUUCUCCGCGUUAUCGAGUACUGCCGCAAGUACGGGCUGCGAGUGAAUCUUGAUCCGCACGGUAUGCCGGGUAGUCAAAAUGGCAUGAACCACAGCGGACGGCAGGGCAGCAUUCGCUGGCUAAAUGGCGAUGACGGCGACACGUUUGCUCAACGCUCGCUCGAAUUUCACGAGAAGAUCUCCAAAUUUUUUGCGCAAGACCGAUACAAGAACGUCAUCGCCAUCUACGGCCUCAUUAAUGAACCAUACAUGCUUUCUCUGGACGUCGAGAAAGUCCUCAACUGGACUACCACGGCCACCGAGUUGGUCCAAAAGAACAACAUCACCGCGAAGAUAGCCUUCCACGACGGCUUUCUCAACCUCAGCAAGUGGAAGACUAUGCUCAAGAAUGGACCGCCAAACCUUCUUCUUGACACCCACCAGUACACCAUCUACAAUGUCGCGCAAAUCGUCCUCAAUCACACCGCAAAGAUCAACUUUGUCUGCAAUGACUGGGUCGGCAUGAUUGGUGAAGUCAAUUCCACUUCUGAAGGCUGGGGCCCUACUAUAUGUGGUGAAUGGACACAAGCCGACACUGACUGCACUAAAAACCUCAACAAUAUUGGCCGCGGCACUCGCUGGGAAGGGACAUACUCUACGGACGACUCAACAAUGUACUGUCCCACGGCCGACCAGGGCACUUGCAGUUGUACCAAGGCCAACGCAGACCCGUCAGAUUACUCAGAUGACUACAAGCUGUUUCUAAAAACAUACGCGGAGGCCCAGAUGUAUGCAUUUGAGCAAGCACAGGGCUGGUUCUACUGGACGUGGCACACGGAGUCGGCGCCGCAGUGGAGCUAUAAGACGGGUUGGCAGAAUGGCUUUAUGCCUGCGAAGGCGUAUAGCCUUGACUUUAAGUGUGGCGAUGAGGUGCCGAGCUUUGGGGCCUUGCCGGAGUACUAUUGA
Molecule: messenger RNA, 2484 nt
Organism: Aspergillus mulundensis
Lineage: Eukaryota; Fungi; Ascomycota; Eurotiomycetes; Eurotiales; Aspergillaceae
Gene: exg2
Product: putative exo-beta-1,3-glucanase
Exons: 3
Coding region: 1-2484 (827 amino acids)
Biological process (GO): glucan catabolic process
Cellular component (GO): extracellular region; cell surface
Molecular function (GO): beta-glucosidase activity
Source: RefSeq, a predicted model, not a curated record